CAGAGAGAGAGAGAGAGGGAGUGUGUGUUUGUGUGUGGGUGGGGACAGUGUAUGUUUUAGAGAGAGAAAGUCGAAUUUUUAACUUUUCUCGUGGAGGUACCUGCCAUGGCUCAUCACUCGUCUUCUGUUUUCUUUUGUCUGUUACUCUGUUCGUCUUUAUAUCUCUCUAUGUGAGUACGCUCGCUUCUGAAGAUCUCCAACUGAUUCGGAGGUGUUUACGAUCGACGAUGGAGGUGUUGUUUCGGGCUGUUGAGGAGGCGCUGAAUGUGUGAUUUUCAACAGGCGAAGAGAUACUUUUUGCAGAUCGGUUUGUUGUCGAGUAUAAAUGUAUCUGGAGUUAAAAAAAUUUAAUGGAGGUGGAAUUGAGGGUACAGAGUUAGUUUUGAUUCGUACUUAGGGUUUUAUUGUUGAGAUACUAUAGAACCAGUGGCAGGAAAUCAUUGUGGUUUCAGGAUAUUUUCAAAUUCAAGUCGCUGUACGUUGAAGGCAUGCGCUACGUACUAUAUUCCUUUUCCUUGACCUAACCUCUAAGGUUUACUUGAAUUUACCAUUUACUGAGAAAGAGAACGGAUCUAAUUGAGGAGGCAACCUUUGAUUCUUUUUUCCAUAAACAACAGUUGAAGGUUAGGGAUCUAAUAGCAGCCAGCCAGGAGCAAGCAAGCAUGAACGAGGUUGAGAAGGGUGUAAACCCUCAACUUUGGCACGCCUGUGCUGGUGGGAUGAUUCAAAUGCCUCUACCGAAUUCACACGUCUACUAUUUCCCUCAGGGUCAUGCUGAACAUACACUUACGACUGUAGAUUUUGGCGGAAUACCUAGGGUUCCUCCUUUCAUUCUGUGCAGGGUGAUUGAUGUUAAGUUUCUAGCAGACAUGGAAACAGACGAAGUUUACGCCAAGAUCAGGUUGAUUCCUGUUGGAAACAAUGAUAUUGGUUACAAUGUUGGGAUUGACGAUGGGGUUUUGGUUGAGACACACAAACGCAACACCCCUGACUCUUCAGAGAAGCCCUCUUCAUUUGCAAAAACAUUGACUCAAUCAGAUGCCAACAAUGGUGGAGGUUUCUCUGUCCCUCGAUACUGUGCUGAAACAAUAUUUCCCCGCUUGGAUUAUUCAGCUGAUCCCCCUGUUCAAACUGUGAUAGCUAAAGAUGUUCAUGGUGAGAUUUGGAAGUUUAGGCAUAUCUAUAGGGGGACUCCUAGGAGGCAUCUUCUGACUACUGGAUGGAGUACUUUUGUGAACCAGAAAAAGUUAGUUGCUGGGGAUUCCAUUGUAUUUGUCAGGGCAGAGAAUGGGGAUCUUUGUGUUGGAAUCAGACGUGCUAAAAGAGGUGGCAUUGGUGGUCCUGAUUCCCCUUCUGGCUGGAAUUCUUAUUCCGGAAACUCUUCUUCUUCUUCUACUUCUUUCUAUGGUGGAUUUUCUUCCUUCUUGCGUGACAAUGAGAACAAGUUAAUGAGAAAUGGGAAUGGGAGUAAACGAAAUAUUACUGGAAGGGGAAAAGUGAGACCUGAAGAUGUUAUUGAAGCUGCAUCUCUUGCAGCCAAUGGUCAGCCAUUUGAGGUCUCCUACUACCCACGUGCAAGCACUCCAGAUUUCUGUGUGAAAGCUUCUUCUUUGACUGCUUCUUUGACCAGUCAAUGGUGUGUUGGAAUGAGAUUCAAAAUGCCAUUUGAAACAGAGGAUUCAGCACGUAUAAGCUGGUUCAUGGGAACCGUAUCAUCUGUUGAUGUUGCUGACCCUUUUCACUGGCCUAAUUCUCCAUGGCGACUUCUACAGGUUAACUGGGAUGAACCGGAUCUGUUGCAAAAUGUGAAGCGGGUGAGUCCAUGGUUAGUUGAACUUGUGUCAAGUAUGCCAGUUAUCCAUCUUUCACCCUUUUCACCACAAAGAAAGAAGCUCCGAUUACCCCAACCCCCAGAUUUACCACCUGAGGGCGAUUUCGUCAUUUCGUCCUUUUCAGGCAACCCCCUUGGGCCUAGCAGUAUUCCUGCAAGCAUUCAGGGAGCCAGGCAUGCUCGAUUUGGGAUCCCAUUAAUGGAUCUCAACCUUAAUACCCACAAACUACAGUUGGGUCUUUUUCCUUCUUCUCAUGACAUUAAUGAACCUUCCAUGGAUAUCAAUAAAGAUGACGUGUCAUGCUUGUUGACCAUUGGAACUUCUAGUGUUAAGAUGGAGAAAAGUGAUGAAAAAGUCAAGGCACCUCUUUUCUUACUGUUUGGUCAACCGAUACACAUUGAGCAGGAAGUUAUGGAUUCAAAACUUCCAAAUUUGUCAAACAAGAAUGGGAAUGAUUUUUUCAAGAAUCAAGGAUCGGAUAGUGGUCAUUGCAAAGUGUUUUUGGAAUCUGAGAAUGUUGAGAGAACUCUUGACCUUUCUGUUCUUGAAUCUUAUCAAGAACUGGAGACAACUUUGGCAAAUUUGUUUGGAAUUGGAACCUUUGAUAAUUCUUAUGCUCAUGUGCUAUAUAAAGAUUCAAAAGGUGAUGUCAAACGAAUUGGUGAUGAACCUUUCAGUGAAUUUGUGAGAAAAGCUAGAAAGCUGACAAUUCCUUUGGAUGCAUGCAACCACAAUGAUAAAAGAAAAUGGAAUAUAAUAAGUGUGCAAAGUGGUGAACAUGGACUUGAGUCUUCGAAUCACACAGGGGCUGCUAUGAGCAUAUUUGCAUAGUAAUAAUAUGAAAUAUGUUGCAUUUGCAUUUGACUUUUGUUUAAGACAAAACAUAUUUUCCUUGUUUCUGUAGUAGUCUGUACUUGAAUUUGAGUUCAAGACAAAGAUGUUGCUUAUGUUGACUAUAUCAUAUCAUAUGCGAUUGACUUUGUAUGA
This is a messenger RNA of Lactuca sativa (garden lettuce), 2819 nucleotides long. RefSeq names its product auxin response factor 18. Gene Ontology annotation, cellular component: nucleus. Gene Ontology annotation, molecular function: DNA binding. Gene Ontology annotation, biological process: regulation of DNA-templated transcription; response to hormone. The record is from RefSeq and is a predicted model, not a curated record. Lineage: Eukaryota; Viridiplantae; Streptophyta; Magnoliopsida; Asterales; Asteraceae.